GGGCGCACCCUCGCCAUUGUCUGUGCGGCGGUCCUUGCCUGCUGCGGGCACCGGCGGGCGGCGCGGCGCUUGUGGCCGCGAUGCUGAAGGGCUGCGCGCCCCCUCAGACGCGGCAGCGGGCUCCAGCCCCGGGGAGCAGCCACCCCGCCUGCUGAAGACUGAAACUUUGCGUCCCCGCCGCUCCCUCUCCUCCCUCUUCCUCUCGCCCUUCUCCAUGCGCUGAGCGGCCGCGGGGCGCCCGCUCGGCCCCAUGGACGCCUUCAGCGCUGCCAAGGCCAAGAUGGGAGCGAAGAGCGGCGGCGAGGCGGCGGCGGCGGGAGUGGCCGCGCCUCAGCCCGCCGUGCCGGCCCCCAGCCCCGCCGGUCCCGGCUCGCCUGCCGCGCUCGAGCCCGCUGCCUACAAGCUGGAGGACCUGGAGACCCUGGCCACCGUGGGCACAGGUACCUUUGGACGUGUUCAUCUGGUGAAGGAAAAAAUGGCCAAACGUUACUUUGCACUGAAAGUAAUGAGCAUUCCUGAUGUCAUUCGACUGAAGCAAGAGCAACAUGUGCACAAUGAAAAGUCUGUCUUGAAAGAAGUCAACCACCCUUUUUUGAUCAGAUUAUUUUGGACAAACCAUGAUGAACGUUUUUUAUAUAUGUUAAUGGAGUAUGUGCCAGGAGGAGAACUUUUUAGUUACCUGCGCAACAUGGGGCGUUUCAACAACAGCACAGGACUGUUUUACUCAACGGAAAUCAUUUGUGCAAUAGAGUACCUGCACUCCAAAGAAAUAGUUUACAGAGACUUAAAACCUGAAAAUAUAUUACUAGACAAAGAAGGACAUAUCAAGCUUACUGAUUUUGGAUUUGCAAAAAAACUUGUGGACAGAACGUGGACUCUCUGUGGCACUCCUGAGUACCUUGCACCAGAAGUUAUACAAAGUAAAGGCCAUGGAAGAGCUGUGGAUUGGUGGGCCCUAGGAAUUCUUAUAUUUGAGAUGUUGUCAGGGUUUCCUCCAUUUUUUGAUGACAAUCCAUUUGGUAUAUAUCAGAAGAUUCUUGCUGGCAAAAUAGAUUUCCCGAGGCAUUUGGAUUUAUAUGUAAAAGACCUUAUUAAGAAGCUACUUGUGGUUGACAGAACAAGACGACUAGGAAAUAUGAAGAAUGGAGCAGAUGAUGUGAAGAGACAUCGAUGGUUCAGGUCUAUAGACUGGGAUGCUGUACCUCAAAGGAGACUAAAGCCUCCCAUAGUGCCCAAAGUAUCCAAUGAUGGGGAUACUUCCAAUUUUGAAGCUUAUCCUGAAGAUGACUGGAACAAGACACCUCCAGUACCUCCUAAAGAUCUAGAAAUUUUCAAGAACUUCUGAGUGUGACAUCUGCACUGGACAAGAAACUGGAAGGAAGUUGAAGUACUAAGAGCAAGUCUGAAGAAUGAUGGAGUUCAGAUGUAAAGGAAGAUUUUCUUUGUGGCUAAGAGUGAUACUGCAUUCAGAUAUGUGUAUUAGUAUAUAAGAAAUAUCAAAAAAGAUGGAGGCAGGCAGGAAUAAUUUUUUGCUGUAAACAUUUGACUUUAGUUUAGUAAAUUGUAAUAAUGGUAGUCUGCUCUGAAGUAGACUAACUAAAAUGAUAUUUUUAGGAUUAUUUUUUUUAACUUAUGGUUGAAUUAAGUUUCCUGCUAUUCCCAGAUCCUUUUUGCAUAGUUAGCUCAUAGACUUAAUUUUAUAAGUUUAUACUAAACUUGUGUAAUUAAAAGCACAAAUUAGUAUAUAUGUAUAUAAUGAAUACAGUACAACUAAAGCACAGGAAUUGUGCAAAGAUGUAAAUUUUUGUACUUUGCAGAGUCUAUGACUUUUAUUUUUCAAAUAAUGUUUUUUCAAGAAGUUCUUUAGGAAUAAAAGUCUUAAAAAAGGAUAAGUGAGUUUUUCAUCAUCUUAUAUACAUUUUAUAAUUCUUUGUAAAAAACAAAAAUAAUUACGUUUUAGAGAAGAUUUGUACCUAAAGUUUCCAAUGCCUCACACUUACAACCAUAGUACUUGAAAGCAGAAUGACAAGGGCAUGUUUUAUUGUCAUUUAAGAUGCAUCUUAAUGGCUAAUUUAUGAAGUUCUGUUACAAUUUUGUCUCUUUAGAAACCAGAAUUUUGAGUGAUUAUACACUGUCUGAAAGGAGAUUCCUCACAUGAAAACUCACUGUAAACUUGCAAGUCAGUCCCUCCUGAUAAAAGAGCUUUAACUGGCUCUGACAGGAGUUGUUCCCUUGCAAGCUUGUUGUCUUCUCCAAGCAUGAGCCAUAACAGACCUUUUUCAUUACUGAAAUAAUUGUUGUUGAAUGCUGAACACUUCAGAAUAUCAGAGGAAAAACUGAAUAUAUAGUACAGCCUUCUUUUUCUGCUUCUCCUCUUUUGAAAAUGUCCUAGUCCCUGCUGCCAGCAAUUUCAUAUGUGUAGAGUUCAAACCUUAGAUGCACAGAGUCUCUUUUUUAAUCCUGUGCUAACAAAGUCUUUCUAGCAGCUUGAGCACACUGUGUUUUGGAAGUAUUUGCAAUAUUGCUUAAUUUUCAGUAGCUCUAAAUUAUCAGUAUGUGCACAUGUAUGUAUCUAUAUCUAUGAAUUCACAGAAACAUGAGGAUAGAUUGACUAUGAGUCAGAAUCUGUUUUUUUAGGGUGUUUUUUUUCAUAUUACAUACUGUGAUACUUGUGUUAAUAUAAGGGAGUUGAUUUUGAAGUGCUUCAAUUACAAAAAGCAAUUACAUUCUUUAGGACGUUGUGGGUUUAGAUAACUUCUAAUGAAAUUAUGGUAUUUAGACCAAUUUUUUUUUUUUUUUUUUUUUUUUUUUUUUUUUUUUUUUUUUUUUUUUUUUUUUUUUUUUUUUUUUUUUUUUCUCAGAGGACAUCAGCUCUCUGGAGUUCUACUACUAUGACUCCUGGCUCUACAUAAUACUGUUUAAUUAGAUCAUGCUGACAGUUUUUCCCAAAAACUACUUACCAUGUUUUUGGUCUGAAAGCGAUAAGAAAUGUAGGCUGAAGUUUUUCUGAACUAGAUCCUGAACGCCUACAAAGUAGAUAUUCUUGUAAUUGCUACUGAAACUCCAUAUUUACGAUUUUAUGGCAGAUCUGUUAAUGGACUCUCCUAGUGGAAAAAUGAUCUCAAUUUUUUUUGUUUAAAUGGUACAGAAGUGCUAUUGAGAACCUGUAACUUCCAGGGUAUUAGAUUAUUUCUUCAUAAAACAAGUCUUACUUAAAUAGAUUUUAUAACUCUUGGCAAAAGUGCAUAAUGUGUAACAAAAUCAGGAUAUUUUAAAAUUGUAAUGCUGGAAUAUCACAAAGCUGGUUUGAUGUUAUACAAUUUGAUGACCCCAGGUGCCACUCAGUAAAUAUCAUGUAGGAAUGUAUAAUGACAUACAGGACAAUCUGUAGGAAAUUACAGUUUUACCGUUGUGUAAGUACCUUAUUUUCUUGGAAAAAUGAAUCUGGACCACUGUGUUUUUAUCUGUGGAAUUAGUUAUUCUAAAUCAAUUGGAAAAAGUGAAGCACAUAAAAUACAGCUUACUUUGCAUAAGGGGGAGCAAAGAGUUUGUGAGUUUUUCUUAAUGUGCAAGCUUACGGUAUUCUAUGGACUCUGAGUACUACAACAUCAGUUUCUUAUUUGAAAAUUUACAUACCGCAACAGGAAAGUGUGCUAAAUAGAGGAUUUUUCUUCAGAUUUCAAAGGUGCUCUCCGUUUAAGUUCUUUACAUCUAAAGAAGUGAAGUUGAAUUUGAAUAAUUUGCCACAAGUGGCAAUUAGAAGUUUUGAAUGCUUGAAUAGCAGGAGAUAGUGGAUUUUCUUUUUUAUGAAUCUUACCCAUUGCUGGCAGUGGAUGCACUGACACUCAUUAUGAUGGAGACUAAGGAAGUGAAUACAAUGUUAUUAAUAAUGAUAAUCCAAACUUUACAUUGUUUCCGAGCCAUGUGUACAUACACCUUACUACUGACCUCGUCAGCAUGCUUUCUAGUACAAAACUGCUUUCAUUUUUUUUUUUUUAUUCAAAUACUGAACUAAAAAAUAAAACCAAAACAAUUUUGAAGCAUUAUUUUAAGUGAUCAGUUAUUUUCUCCACCAGUCCUGGACUUAAUGAGAUUACCUGGCUGUUUUAUUUAUUUGCACAAGCAAGUCUGCUUUAAGUCUUUACUGGGUUGGCCCACUAAUGUAGUUCUGUCUGAGUGCUCAUGCAGCUAAACACUGCACUAGGAAUUCUGGAUUUAUGGAUUUUUUAGGAAGACUGGAAGAGUUUUUUUGUUCCUAUUGAAGUAGGGUGUUCUCUGAAGUUCAUUUUAUUUUGAUUCUUUCUGUUAAUGUGUACUUUUGCAUAUAGACUGUUGCAUAAGGACUGUUGUCUUGCAAGAGAGCCCACAGGCCUUUGGUAUUCUACAUCAGUGAACAAGAAUGUUAAACAUUAAAAAAAACCCUUUAUUUUUGAGUUUUACAGAUAUAUAUAUUAAUUGCUCAAUCUGAGGUUUUAAGUGAUAGACAUGAAUUGUAAACUCAAUUGCCUUGUAACCAAAUGAUAUAAAUGCUUCAUAUUUCAAUGAAGAACAUGCUGUAGAUUUUCCUGUAAAUUAGCUUGAUCAAUGAACAUGUGUGCUACUGAGCUUUAACUAAUGUGAUCUUCCACUGUAGAAAGUCAUUGUUAUGGAUCAAAUAUAGGUACUAAACUAUGUUUAAAUGGAUAAACAGGGAUUUUACAGUUUUGAAAGCAAUGAAGAUAUGGCUGUUCCUCAGCCCAUCUGCUUGCCAUUCAGAAGAGUUGUGAUGCAGUGCUUCCUAUGCUAUAGAAUUAUUUUUCAGCUUUCAAUGACUGUAGCAUGAUUCCUUUUUGUACUGUACUAUGUACAGACUUCCCAUGUUUUGCACUUUUCUAUGGCAAACCUUGACUGCUUUAUAAAUACUCUGUUGUGUAGUAAGUAGUGAUAGUGGUAGCAGGCGUUUGUGUGCUACAUGAUCAGUUUGGACUGCUCGACUUGCGAGGUUCACUUGGGCUAAUGUUGUGUGUUGCUGGUUGCUUGUUGUAGCUCAUGUGUAAGUACUGUUCAAAGUUACAAAAUCAGCCCUCAUUGCACAAUGAAAAAUCACUGUGAUCUGUACAUAAACCCUAGUAAAACUUUAUUGCUGUUUAAUUUAAUGUAAUAGCUGUCAAAUCUGGAUUCAUUUAAUAAACCUUUAUAUCUUUUCAAAUGUUUAAA
This is a messenger RNA of Prinia subflava (tawny-flanked prinia), 5196 nucleotides long. It is a transcript of the gene PRKX, whose product is annotated as protein kinase cAMP-dependent X-linked catalytic subunit. Lineage: Eukaryota; Metazoa; Chordata; Aves; Passeriformes; Cisticolidae. Gene Ontology annotation, cellular component: cAMP-dependent protein kinase complex; cytosol. The record is from RefSeq and is a predicted model, not a curated record. The transcript has 9 exons. The coding region runs from base 251 to 1345 and encodes 364 amino acids. Gene Ontology annotation, biological process: signal transduction; peptidyl-serine phosphorylation. Gene Ontology annotation, molecular function: cAMP-dependent protein kinase activity; ATP binding.